CAAGAGCCGCCCCAAGACCACCACACAUACACACAGGCUGUCCACACGUGCACACAAUAGUAUUCUAAUUGGCGAUUCCGAUUCAGUAGACGCACACGUCACUAUGGCACAAUGAGAUGACACAGCAGCCCGCCACAGUACCCAACUCACUCAUACGCGUACACAGUGUGAGUGCCUCUUGGACACCCAUAUAUAUCGAAUCGAGAACAAAUACACAGACACUAGCCCUAUCCUCAGACGUACCGAUGGCUCGAUGGCUGCACGCACGCAUCAUCAGUUCAGUUGGCGCAGAGGGGCGUCGCGUGGUGCAGUGGCCUCAACACAGUUGGGAUUGCAGUUGGCGAAACAGGCCGAUGUAGUGCAGCUGGACGCCGACGUCACCCACACGCAUAAGAAGACAGAGCCAGCAGCCAGCCAAUUGGGGGAUGAACUUAGACAGCCUACGAGCAUUACUCACCUGCUGCAGCACGGCUGGAGGUGGCGCAGAAGAGCGUCAUCGCCUGCAUCCACCAAUGGCCGAGAAAGGCACAGAUAGUGGAUUUCAUGAGUUGCUCCUGUGUCGGCCGGCGUCGUGUUGACUCACCGCCAUGGAUGUCGAGCGUCUGCUGGCCGCUCGCUCCUCUCAGCACAUUCCCGACACGGUCAUUCUGCACCACAUCACACUACAGCUGACUUCGCAGUGUCGGCCUUCCGCUCGUGUGUGUCUCACCUGUGCGAGUGAAGGCGUGGCCGGCAUAGCCAACAGCAUGCAGGCAAACCACAAGAGGCUCAUCUCCGACCUCUG
Vitrella brassicaformis is the source of this 784-nucleotide messenger RNA. NCBI's taxonomy places the organism in Eukaryota, Vitrellaceae. The record is from the annotation of a GenBank genome assembly.